Babesia ovata is the source of this 705-nucleotide messenger RNA. RefSeq names its product syntaxin-plants SYP6. Lineage: Eukaryota; Apicomplexa; Aconoidasida; Piroplasmida; Babesiidae. The coding region runs from base 1 to 705 and encodes 234 amino acids. The transcript is spliced from 5 exons. The record is from RefSeq and is a predicted model, not a curated record. Gene Ontology annotation, cellular component: membrane. Gene Ontology annotation, biological process: Golgi vesicle transport.
AUGGCGUCGGUUGAUGCCCCUCGGCGCGAUCCGUACGAUGAAGCGGAAAACACCGUCCGGAAAAACAUCCGGAAGCUCAUCGUACUCCAAUCACAGGUGAUGGAGGAACUGAGUAAGCUCCCGAAACACACGCGGGUAUCUGCCACAACCAAGGGAGCGGAGCUAUUGACCGUCUGCGCGGGCAUCGAGAGCGACAUCUCGGAGCUGCAGAAGGUGAUUGACACGAUCAAGCGAAACGGCGAAAAGUACCGGAUUUCGGCUAAGAUCAUAUCAUCACGCCAAAACACCAUCGAUGAGUUCAAGUCAAAGCUCAAGAGUGUGCGCGAUCGUAACGAAGCGAACGACAAUGCAGCAGCCAAUGCGGCGUCGAGCACUCCCAGCAGAUUGGGCAACUCCUUGGUGGAACACCAGCUGCAAACACAGAAGCAGGACCUUUUGGAACAGCAGGACGUGCAGCUGUCGGUCUUGACGACCUCUGCGCAGUCCCUUCAGAACAACGCUCUGGCGAUCAACACGGAAGUAACCACGCAGAACACGCUCCUGCGCAGCGUAGAUGAGGGCUUUACGGAGACCCAGCUCCGAUUGAACGCUUUCAGCAAACGGAUGGCUGUAUUUUUGGACACGAACAACCCUUCGUUGCUGAAGCUGGUCAUCAUGCUCUCCGCCAUCGCCAUUCUUCUGCUGAUGGUAAUAAUAGUGUUUUAG